UUUUCAAGUUAGUACUGGUACAUACUAUGUACAUUAGGAAGUGUUUUCCUUUCUAAAGGAUAAAGCUUGUUAUUUGGAAUGUCUUGGUGGUUUAACAUGAAGAGGGAGUUAUAUGAAUUGGAGAAUUAUAAAAACCUAUUGGGGGUCAUCUAUGAAGGAGCCCUUAAGUUUUGUCUGCAGCUACUUAAUCUACUAAUUGAAACCAGCUCAACAGAAAAUGCAUGCUGAAAACUAGGGAAGGUAGGGAUCACAAAUAUUUCCAGACAGUUUAUCAUCUUCUAUGGAAAGUGGUAAUGUUACUCUCUGAUGACCUUCUUUUCCUGAACUCAAUCUAUUUGUUCAACCAGAAGGAUGCUUCAUUCAUCUACUGUCAAAGCACUAUACUGAAGAUAUAAAAUAUGACAUGUUGAAUCUUAAGAAGUUCAUUGUUUCAUUCAAUAAUUAUUAAGUAUCAUGAACUGAACAUACAAAGAUAGAAGACAAACUCUUUCCUCUGUUUUCUCCCUCAUUCUUUGGAAACUGUUUGCUAUGAGUACAUGUAUCUUUUUUUAAUAUGCUUGUGGCACCAUGGCAAUGGGCCACACACUUGGUAUAAGGCCAUCAACAAGACACAGUUGAUUGAAUACAAUGACAUCAUAGGUAGAGUACUAGAAUGGUUUAGAUCCCUCAGAGGUCAACAUGGGAGAUUCCAGGAAAGUUCAGAAAAAGGCACCUAAUUUAGCCUUUGUGUGAGAUGGAGAAGGGGCCAUGGGCUGAUAUUUGAAUAAACAGAAAUUAGUAAGGCAAAGAAUACUGAGGGAGAUGGAAGGUGGAGCAGGAUAACCUGGUCAGACGUCAGUUUUCUGAUCCUGUAGUCCAUGGAGCUGAAAAUGCCAUUAGUUGCUCCUAGCACUAUACAGCUGGGAGCAAGUCUUAUAGGAUUGCAUCCAUUUCUUACAUCAUUUUAUGUAUUAACAGGAAAGCAGUCUCAUCUGUGAUGCUGGGGAUACCCUAUAACCACACAGUGGAAACUCCUGCCACCUUCUUCCUUGUGGGUAUCCCAGGUUUGCCAUCUUCCCAUCUUUGGCUGGCUAUUUCACUGGGUGCCAUGUAUACCAUAUCCCUGUUAGGAAACACCCUCAUCAUGACCGUAAUCUGGAUGGAUUUCACUCUACGAGAGCCCAUGUAUUGCUUCCUGUAUGUACUGGCUGCUGUGGAUAUUGUUAUGGUCUCCUCUGUGGUACCAAAGAUGGUGAGCAUCUUCUCUUCAGGAGAUGGCUCCAUCAGCUUUAAUGCUUGUUUCACUCAGAUGUAUUUUGUCCAUGUAGCCACAUCUGUGGAGACAGGGCUAUUGCUGGCCAUGGCUUUUGACCGCUAUAUAGCCAUCUGUAAGCCCCUGCACUACAAGAGGAUUCUCACACCUCAACUGAUGCUGGUAAUGAGUGUGGCCAUCACCAUCAGGGCUGUCAUAUUCAUGACUCCACUGAGUUGGAUGGUAAGUCAUCUGCCUUUCUGUGGCUCCAAUGUGGUUCUCCAUUCCUACUGUGAGCACAUAGCCGUGGCCAAGUUGGCAUGUGCUGACCCCAUGCCCAGUAGUCUCUACAGUGUGAUUGGCUCCUCCAUUAUUGUGGGCUCUGAUGUGGCCUUCAUUUCUGCCUCCUAUAACCUGAUUCUCCAGGCAGUAUGUGGUCUCUCUUCAAAGAAUGCUCAAUUGAAAGCAUUAAGCACAUGUGGCUCCCACAUGGGGGUUAUGGCUCUGUACUACCUACCUGGGAUGGCAUCCAUCUAUGUGGCCUGGCUAGGGAAGGAUACAGUGCCUCUGUACAUCCAAGUACUGUUAGCUGAUUUGUAUUUGAUCAUCCCACCUACCUUUAACCCCAUCAUUUAUGGCCUGAGGACCAAACAAAUGCGGAAGCGAAUAUGGAGCUUACUGAUACACUGCCUCUUUGACCUCUCCAAACUGGGUUCAUAAACACAAAUUCCAUUCAGAUCUUGAGCAAUCAAGAUGACUCAAGAUCAAGCAUUCAAGGAUACCUUAGAAAUUUGUAGAGCUGGUUUGGUUUGUCUAGCACCAGAAAGAGUUCUAAGAUGAAGCUGUAAAAGGUAUUCUUGCCUAAUUUUCCAGUUUCUAGUAAGAACGUGUAUGGAAUGAUUAAUUUUAUGCCAACGUCUUUAAUGGUUUCAAUCAACUAGUAUCUGUAUAAGAGAUGAGUCUGGGCAGAGAAUACAGAUUUGGGGUUUUUCUUUCCUUAGCUUCUGACCCUUAUGUUCAACUUAGUAUCCUAAAAAUCUCCCUGCAGACAGAAACCAACAGUUUAGUCCCCCCAUACCUGGCUGAUUUUCUCAUAAUUGUUCACUUCUCAUGUGAUUAUUAUGAAAGCAACUGUUAAUAUAUAACCCUGCCUUCUGGCCCAUUGAUGAAUCCGCUCCACUUGGGUCAUGUGCUUAUAACUCAACCAGAGUAAUUCUCUAGUCAAACUGGAUCCCAGUUUAUCUGAGGAGAUAAUAAACUUGGGAUCACUGAUUGUGGUCAUUUUCUAACACGUGAACUUGGAAAGAGAAAUCUAUACCACAGCAAGAUAUCAAAUUAGCAAGAUGGGAUGAAGAAACCAAGUCUCUGGUUCUCUGAUUCCAAUUAAUUUUGGACACCCAGGUACAUCUGUUACUAAGUUUUGUAAGAUACCUCUAUAUCCUUUUAAUUUCUCUCCUAUUGUGAAGCUAGUUGGAGUCAGUGUACUAAUAACCAGGCUUUUGCUUUUAAACAGCAGAAAUUAAGGCAAAAUGAGUCUGGUUGUGGGUAUCUUCCUCUUUGCUUCCCAGUCCUGUUCUGUUUAACUGAACUGUAAGGCAUAAAAGAAAAGGAUCAAAUGUAACAUAGGUCUUUCUUCGUUUGGACACCACCAUAGAAGUGUGCUCUGGGAUGAGGAGGUUAAUAGAAAACAAUAUCAAUAAUGAUGCUGAAAUGUGACUAUUCUUUUCCAGGUCACCAGAUGUUGGUGUUUGGGUUUUGUUUUUAUUUUUAACUUUCUGAGAGUCUUAAAUUGAAUAAGCAGUAUAUGUUAAAAGAAGGUUUCACAUGUAAAAGACACAUAUAUUUGACUCUGGUACAUGUGAAAAUCUAUCUUAAUAAAAGAUAAUUUCCAAUAGUGUUACAACAAGUUAUUAUAUCUGAGUCUUAAUAUUUCCUUGCUACUGAUGGAGGAUAUACAAUGCUAAUUCAUAGAGGGCACUAAAAAUUAAAGAAAAUAAUGAAUAGAGAGUGCAUAACAUAACAUCUGAUAUACUGUCUCUACUUAAAAAAUAUAUGCCCCAAAUUUCUAAUUCUAUAGUUUUAAGGGGUAGGUCUAGGCACUAUUGAAACUGUAUUCCCAUGUAGGUCAGUACUCAUGUGAUAACUGUUCCAAAUAAUCUGCUUAACAACUUAGCAUCCAUACCUUUGGCAAGCACUGAAAUUAUUUCCCUACUUAGCAUGUAUUCUAUUUCAGAAUACCAGUGAAGUAGGAAUCAGCUUCUAAAAACCUGAUAAUGAUGCACUGAGUUCCCAAAGAGUAGGAAAAAGGAACCCCUCUUACAAUCCUUAACAUAAAAACAAAUCAAGAUCAUGAAGUGGUUAAAUGCAUUUGAUAAGAUUUCCAUUUU
Messenger RNA from Felis catus (domestic cat), 3618 nucleotides. Its product is annotated as olfactory receptor 52I2-like. Gene Ontology annotation, molecular function: olfactory receptor activity; G protein-coupled receptor activity. Lineage: Eukaryota; Metazoa; Chordata; Mammalia; Carnivora; Felidae. Bases 977 to 1951 code for a protein of 324 amino acids. The record is from RefSeq and is a predicted model, not a curated record. Gene Ontology annotation, cellular component: membrane. Gene Ontology annotation, biological process: G protein-coupled receptor signaling pathway. The transcript has a single exon.